AUGGCAACAGAGCAGGAUCUAGAAAAAGAAAGGGUUCGUACGACACACGAGACACCCCUUGGCCUCGGCAUAGGCAACGCCAAUGGCAUCCCCUUUGCCCUUUCUGACACUGGUUUUGACCACUUUUGGUGGAAAGAGAAAGAGGAACAUGCCCUCCACUUCUUAGCUCUCUCUCAACCUUUCUUUAUUGCUCCCUCCCUCCUUUCCUCUCUCCCACACGCUUCUUCUUAUCCUCAUUCCCAAUUUUCCCUUUCCUCAACUCCAAUUCGCACCACAUCUAGAAAAUUCAACUGCACGUAUGCAACAAUGCCUCCGUACCAACAAGAGCUUGUAGUAGCAGCAAAAACAACAACCAUGAAGGAUGCUGAUACUGCUAACGUUUUGGAUCUGAAAACGUUAAUUGAGGAGCUUGAAUCAUCGAUUGAGGUUCCUUCCGUUUUUAUCUGCCCAAUCUCGCUGGAGCCAAUGCAAGACCCCGUCACCCUUUGCACGGGACAAACCUACGACCGUUCCAACAUUCUCAAAUGGUUCUCCCUCGGCCACAACACCUGCCCCACAACAAUGCAAGAGCUCUGGGACGAUUCCGUCACGCCUAACACCACUCUCCACCACUUCAUCCUCUCCUGGUUCUCGCAGAAGUACUUGGCCAUGAAGAAGAAACUCGAGGACGUGCAAGGCACCGCCUUGGAGCUCUUGGACACGCUCAAAAGGGUCAAGGGUCAAAACAGAGUUCGCGCCCUCAAACAGCUUCGCAAACUCGUUGAUUCCCACGUAUCCACGAGGAAAACCGUUGAGGAAAACAACGGGCUUGUUUUGAUUUCUUCCCUGUUGGGUCCUUUCACUUCGCACGCGGUUGGGUCGGAAGCAGUUGGGAUUCUCGUGAAUUUGGAUUUGGGUUCGGACUUGAAGAGGAAUCUCAUGCAACCCGCGAAGGUUUCUUUGUUGGUGGACAUCAUGAACGAGGGAACCAUUCAGACGAAGAUGAAUUGCGCCAAGUUGAUUCAAAUGUUGUUGGUGGAAGGUAACCCCUCCGAGACCGUUGUUUUAUCAAGUUUGAGUCUUUUGGUUGGGGUUUUAAGGUUAGUGAGAGAUAAAAAACACCCAACAAGCGUUUUAACCGGGCUCAUAUUACUCAAAAUUGUGUGUUCGCGUGAAUCGGUUAGAACCACAAUUGUAAGCAUAGGAGCAGUGCCUCAAUUGAUUCAGCUUUUACCCACUUUGAACAACGAGUGCUUGGAGAUAGCCCUUCAUAUUCUCGAAGUGUUGUCAACACUUCCUGAGGGAAGAUUGGCUUUGAAAGAGUCUCCCAAUAUUAUUCCCAAUGUGGUCAAAUUGUUGAUGAGAGUCUCAGAAAGUUGCACACAAUUCGCAUUGUCGAUUUUGUGGGCUAUUUACAAGCUUGCCCCUGAAGAAUGUGCUUCAAAAGCUGUUGAAGCAGGGUUGGCGGCGAAGCUACUUCUAGUGAUUCAGAGUGGUUGCAACCCAGUAUUAAAGCAGAAAUCUGCAGAGUUUUUGAAAAUGUGCAGUUUAGAUUACUCUUCUAGUAUCUUGAUUUCUAAGUGUAUGCUUACUGCCACAAUACAAUGA
Messenger RNA from Sphenostylis stenocarpa, 1587 nucleotides. The record is from the annotation of a GenBank genome assembly. Lineage: Eukaryota; Viridiplantae; Streptophyta; Magnoliopsida; Fabales; Fabaceae.